ACAGGCCUUGGAACAACAGCACCGCGCCUACCUAAUUCAAAGAACUCCGACGAAUCCAAAUUACACAGAGCACUGUUGAAGGAUUAUGAUAAGUUAACUCGCCCAAGAUCUGAUGCACGAGACACUGUAGAUGUUGAUGUAUCCCUGUGGUUGUGGCAGAUUAAAGAACUGGAUGAGACACACGAGAUGUUGAAAACAAUAUGCUUCAUCAGAUGUGUAUGGACAGACGAAUUUCUACAAUGGGUCCCAGAAGAAUUUUCAAACGUAACCGAAUUAGUUGUUCCUGCAGAGAAAAUUUGGCUUCCAGAUAUCUUUCUAGAAAAUAGUGCCAACAAAUUGAUCGAUUCCUCC
Owenia fusiformis is the source of this 351-nucleotide messenger RNA. Lineage: Eukaryota; Metazoa; Annelida; Polychaeta; Sabellida; Oweniidae. The record is from the annotation of a GenBank genome assembly.